GGAUUAUAUUUUUAAUUUGUUGAUAUAGCUAUGUAAUUAAUUGAUUAUUUAGCCAUUCAAUAGAUCUUCUUUAAAGAAAUGUUAUUUUGUCAUGUUUUAUUAUGUUUUGUUGUAUUAAGUGUUCACAGAUCCAAUGUAUGCAAUUUAAAUUGAAUAUAAAAAAAAUAUUCUAAAAAGAAUAUACUUUAUUAUAAAUAAACUUUGGUAUGCCUAUAUCUUAAGAAUAAGUUUAUAUUAUUUUUUUUAUUUUUGAUAUGGCAAAAUAUAUACAAAGAUUAGGAUUAUAUAAUUAAGUUUAAAAGAGGAAUUAAUGUUCAGUGGUGUAUAGCUUAUGUAUCGGGUGAUGCUUCGCCGAGCGGAACAUAGAAAAACCCUUUUUUUGUUGUACAAUUUUUAAGUAGGUGAAUAUUGGCUCCGCGGGACACUUUACAGAAUUUUUUUUUUGUAAAGGGUACAGAAGCAAUAUUCAACCAAAUAAAAAUUUACACGGAAUAUAUUAUUUUCGUUAGCAGAUUCAGCUAAUGACUUCAAGGGCUCACACCUGGAACAGGAGCAUGAAUCUAAAUCAGAGUUCAAAUAAAUUCAUUUACCUUUUAGCGAAGAAGUAUUACAAGAGUUACAUUCAAAUACUUGGCCACAGCCCUCUACCAGUAAUGCUAGUGAAUUGGAUGAUAAGAUUUCUUCUAAUGCUUUAGGUUUGGUCUCUGCAAACACUUCAACAAGCGCGCCCAUAAUAGAACUAAAUAUUUGUAUUAAUCAACUUGAUAUUGAGUUAAGACCGCAAGUGGCAAACCUUGAGCCUUUCCCAUCUGCGGCUGGAGGUGAAGACUUCGACGACAUUCAGAAUUCCAUCUCAUCAUCUGAUGAGUAUGAGCCCUCUUCAGAAUCAGAUUCGUCUUCUGAAUCAGAUGACUAAUCUUUUGAAUCUGACCCAGUAGUAGAAAAGUAUUUUGAUGAAAAUGAACCACCAAUCGUUAAUGAGUCCAAAAAAAAUACAGUUUUUAAAAAAAGAAAACGAAAUGAGUCACAAUGGAAACGGAAUAUUUCAAUAUCCAAAAGAAUUAAAGGCGAAUUAUACAUUGGCUUUCGCGGGGUUGAAAAACCACCACGACCUUCGCUACCAGUUCCAUGUUUGGCAAAACCUAAGCACAACUGCAGCAAUUUAGUUACAGAGCAGGACCGCCUUAAUAUGUACUGAGAUUGUCGUAAUGAAAGCACUUCUGACGAUCAAAGGCACUACAUAGCUACAGCGCUACAUAUAGAGCAGAAACCGAAAAAACGCACCACGCGAAACUUGGAAAACUCGCAAAAAGCCUUUACUUGUGUAUAUUCUUUCACAGUCGAUGGAAAAAAAAUUAUCGUAUGUAGAGAAUUUUUUAUGGUAACGUUAAAUGUUACUGAUGCUCUAAUGAGAAGCUCUCUUCAAAAGCAAACCAGUAGAGGAGUUUUGGAAAAAGACAGGCGGGGAAAGCAUACGCUUCACAUAAAUUAUCUGCUGAGGUUGAUGCGUUCAUAAGAGAACAUUUUGUUAUUACCGUCCGUAGAAUCACACUACUGCCGCAAGGGCAACGACCGAAGAUACUUGGAAGGCUCUCUAAACAUUUCUGUAAUGUAUAGAAUGUACAAAGAUGUCUGUAGAGUUAAAAAUGUAAAGACUGUUACCCUAGAAAAAUAUCGGUCUAUUUUUAGGGAAAAUAAAUUAAGUUUCUUUGUUCCUAAAAAAGAUCAAUGCAAGACAUGUCUUGCACAAAAAAAUAUAUCUGAAGAGGACAAAAAUGAAAAAGAAGCAACAUUUAAAAGACAUUUGGAAAAAAAAGAAGCAGCUAGAAAGGUUCGAGAUGAUGAUAAAGCUACAGCAAAAGAAAAUCCCCACAUUUUAGCAUUUAAUUUUGAUCUUCAGGCCGUUUUGACUACUCCAAAAGGCUCUGCUGGACAAAUAUUCUACUUGAGAAAAUUGGCGGUGUACAACCUAAAUAUUUACAACUUGGCCAAUCAGGAUGUAAGAUGUUACGUUUGGGACGAAACACAAGGUAAGAGGGGAGCUAAUGAGAUAGCAUCAUGUAUUAACGAUUUUAUCAUGUCCCAUAAUGGGAUAUCAGCUGUUCGAAUGAUGUCUGACAGCUGCGGAGGGCAACAAAAGAACAGUAUUUUUGCAGCUAUGUGUCUCCAACUUUGCGCUAACCACCCAACUUUAUUAACAGUGGAUCAUCAAUUCUUCGAAACUGGCCACACAGAAAUGGAGUGCGACUCUAUUCAGUCUAAAAUCGAGAGGAAGGCGAAACACGUUCCAGUCUAUACACCUGACUGUUGGGCGCAAGUUAUUCGUGACUCGCGCAUAUCUCCACAGCCAUUUGUUGUCAAGAAUUUUAUGUUUGAUGACUUUUUAGAUUUCAAAACAUUUUCUGUAGACUCUUAUUAUUUUAGUAAGAUUCCCUGGAGAAAUGUAUGCUUUCUUCACUAUGAGAAAGGUGAGCCCUCAAAAAUAUCUUACAGGACCAACUUUGCUGAAGAGUAUAAACAUGUAGAUUGUUGUAAGCCGAUAGGAAAUCGAGGACGUCCGAAGCAAAGUUUAUUGCACAGAGCCUACCAAGAGAUCUACCCAUAAGGGUGGCCAAAUAUAAAGGCCUAGAAAAAAUGUGUAAGGAUUAUACAAUACCCAAAAUACAUCAUGGUUUUUAUAACUCUUUAAAAUCAAGUAAGGAUGUUCGUGAUAAUUUACCAGCACCGGAUCAAGGAGAAAGUGAUGUUACGGAUUCGGAAUAAAACAUAAAAGCGAGCUGAGGCUUUGAAUUUUGAGUAAUAUUAUUAUUUUUGUUUUUAAGUUACGUUGUUUUAUAAAAAAACUACCUUUGGUUUCAUAUUUAAGAUAUUUUGUCAGUACGUAGUAAUUUAAAUUCGUUAAAUAAAGAAUAUUUUGCAUA
Anthonomus grandis grandis is the source of this 2921-nucleotide messenger RNA. RefSeq lists its product as uncharacterized. The transcript is spliced from 2 exons. NCBI's taxonomy places the organism in Eukaryota, Metazoa, Arthropoda, Insecta, Coleoptera, Curculionidae. The record is from RefSeq and is a predicted model, not a curated record. Bases 1610 to 2605 code for a protein of 331 amino acids.